Messenger RNA from Racocetra persica, 1119 nucleotides. The record is from the annotation of a GenBank genome assembly. Lineage: Eukaryota; Fungi; Glomeromycota; Glomeromycetes; Diversisporales; Gigasporaceae.
AUGCCACCAUUAUUUACGGAAAACUUCAAGGAUGAUUGUCCUUUACCACCCAAAGAACAGGGAAAUCCAGAUCGUCGUCAACCACUAUAUAUUGGGGAUUGGAAAAAAUCUAUUCCAUACGUCGAUGAAGAUAUUGCAACUGAUAAUCUAGAUGAACCUCAUAUGAAACGAAAAGUCACAAUUCUGAAAAAGUAUCCAGACAUAGAGAAAUUAUAUGGAUAUGACAUUUCCACCGUCCCAAUCGUAAUCGUAGCAGCAGCGGCACAAAUUGUGGCAGCGUAUGUUUUUGGACGAAUUCUUACCGACUGGAAUUGGACUAUGCUUAUUUAUUGUUACUUUGUUGGAGCAUCUUUAACACAACUUUAUGGAGUAAUAAUUCAUGAGGCGACACAUUGUCUUGCAGCACCAACCAGAUUUCAAAACAGGAUUGUGGGAUUAAUAGCGAAUAUAGCUUUACCAUUUCCGAUUGCCAUGUCCUUUCGUCGAUAUCAUUUAGAACAUCACACAUUUCAAGGAGUUUUAGGUAUGGAUCCUGAUUUACCAAUGGAAUGGGAAUGGAAAAUGAUUCGUGGUAAUUCGUUUCUUAAAUUUGUUUGGUUGAGCAUUUAUCCAGUAAUGUACGUAGCUAGAGGGGUGAUUAUGCAAAAAAGUCCACAAUUUUGGGAAUAUGUUAAUUGGGUUUUUACUAUCACUACCAAUAUUUUGGUUUAUUAUUUUUGUGGUCUUAGAGGAUUUCUAUAUUUGGUUUUAUCAUUAUGGUUGGGAUAUGGUUUACAUCCAGCAGCUGCACAUUUUAUUCAAGAACAUUAUACAUUUGAUGAUGGUCAGGAAACCUAUUCAUAUUAUGGAAUAUUGAAUUACUUUUUCAUGAAUAUCGGGUAUCAUAAUGAGCAUCACGAUUUUACCAAGGUACCAUGGUCAAAACUUCCAGAAGUACGUAGAAUCGCAUCAGAAUAUUAUGAUAGUCUCGCUUAUCACACAUCAUGGGUUAUGGUUCAAUGGAAUUUUGUCACCAAGAAACAAUUCGGACCACAAAGUCGUGUCGGUAGAAGUGUUGAUGAUCAUAAGAAAGGACGUAAAAUGUUGGGGAAAUUGAAAAAGGAAUUGUUGGACGAAUGA